AUGGCGGAGAGCUCUCGUCCUGCGCUGUCCACUCUGCGUGGCGUCUUCCCGUCGUGGGACGUAAAAGCGCUCGAACAAGUGCUCGCGGCCCAUGACGGCGACAUCGAUAGUACGGUACACGCGUUGCUGGCCAUGGACGCAGUGCCCCGUACAGACGAGUCGCAAGCCCCACAGUCUGUACCAGCCAACGACCAGGUACCAGCAGCUCUAUCGCAUCACGAGCGCAGUCCAGCGCCGCCUCCAGCAGCAGCAGCAGCAGCAACUUCGAUGAGAAAGCACCCGCGGCGUCGCGUUCAGCUGCCUGCAGACUUUCUACGAUUGCCGACAGACGGGGGCCGCGUCGUGUCCGAGCAGGAAGAACGCGAUGCCGUCCUGGCCCGCAUGCUGCAGGACCAGCUCUUCCGCGACGAGGUGUUCUCCAGUCACGAGUUCUCGUCGCACUUUCAUGACGGCAGACCCAUGUGGCCGUUGCGCCCGUAUGCACCUGACAAGUCAGCGACAGAGCUCGCGAGCCAGACGUAUACGGCGAUGCGUGGAACAUUCACGUCCAUGAGCGAAGUCAUGAAGGAUAAGAUGUACGACAUGUACACGCGCUUUCAGAUGCGCAAUGACAGCGCUUUCAGCAGCGACCCGAAGAGCACACGCUCGCUGAUGGCUAGCGACUCAGAAUCCAGCGAGAACGAGGACGCGGACUUGAGUGUGCAAGACCACAACAUGGACUCCCACCGCGGCCAAGAAUGUGCGAGGCGGCGGAGUCUCCACGACGUGACAGACGAGUCCAGCGCUGGCACUGACCCAUGCUCCAAGAAAGAUCUCUAG
Molecule: messenger RNA, 819 nt
Organism: Hyaloperonospora brassicae
Lineage: Eukaryota; Oomycota; Peronosporomycetes; Peronosporales; Peronosporaceae
Source: the annotation of a GenBank genome assembly